This is a messenger RNA of Trifolium pratense (red clover), 825 nucleotides long. RefSeq lists its product as uncharacterized. The transcript has a single exon. The record is from RefSeq and is a predicted model, not a curated record. The annotation marks the transcript as partial. Lineage: Eukaryota; Viridiplantae; Streptophyta; Magnoliopsida; Fabales; Fabaceae.
UCUCAAAAUCCCAACAAUUAUCAAAACUCCAACAAUUAUCAAAACCCCAACAAUUAUCAAAAUCCCAACAAUUAUCAAAAUUCAAAUCAAUUUUUCAAUCAACAUCCUCAAAACACACCUAAUUUUGGUUUAACACCAAAUUUCAACCAAUCAUCCUUUGUUCCAAACUUUCAUCCAUAUUAUGGAACUAUGCUGAGAAAUCCAUCUCAAACACCCCCGUUUAAUGGUUACAUGCCGAUGGUUAAUGAAAAUUUUUCGAGUGGUGGUACAACUAACUUUCCCGAAUUUUCAACACAAAUAACUAUUGCUAAUGAAGAUUCAACUCCUAUGAGCAAGAAAAACCAUCAACCAUCAUGGAACACUACACAAAAUUUGGUGCUAAUUAGUGGGUGGAUCAAAUUUGGAACAAGCAGUGUUGUCGGGAAAAACCAGAAAGGUGAAACAUAUUGGGGUCAAAUUGCUGACUAUUGUAAUGAGCAUUGCUCAUUCGAUCCUCCGCGUGAUGGAGUUGCAUGCCGAAACCGUUUUAAUUAUAUGAACAAAAUACUGGGUAAAUGGAUUGGCGCUUAUGAUGGCGCUAAGCGUCUCCAAGGAAGUGGUUGGUCCGAGAAUGAUGUUUUGGCAAAAGCGCAGGAAAUAUAUGCAUGUGGGAAGAAUGUUCGGUUCACUUUAAUGGAAGAAUGGAAUGCUCUCCGUGAUCAACCACGUUAUAGUAGUCAAGUAGGAUCUGGAAGUAGUGGAUCUAAGAGAUCUCACGAGAGUGAUGCAUGUGCGACCAUAUUCAACCGAGGUAUUACCCGCUUUUGCAAAUCAUGUGCGUGCUAG